AUGGGAGAAGCCGUAGAGAUCAUGUUCGGAAAUGGGUUCCCGGAGAUUCACAAAGACACGUCACCCAUUCAAACUCUCCACUCCAACCAGCAGGACUGCCACUGGUAUGAAGAAACCAUCGAUGAUGAUCUCAAGUGGUCUUUUGCCCUCAACAGUGUUCUCCAUAAGGGAACUAGUGAGUACCAAGAAAUUGCUCUCUUGGACACCAAACGGUUUGGAAAGGUGCUUGUAAUUGAUGGGAAAAUGCAAAGUGCCGAGAGAGAUGAGUUUAUCUACCAUGAAUGUUUGAUCCACCCAGCCCUCCUUUUCCACCCAAAUCCAAAGACAGUGUUUAUAAUGGGAGGAGGUGAAGGCUCUGCUGCAAGAGAAAUACUAAAACACAAGACGAUCGAGAAAGUGGUCAUGUGUGAUAUUGAUCAGGAAGUUGUUGACUUUUGCAGGAGAUUUCUGACCGUGAACAGCGAUGCUUUUUGUAAUAAGAAGCUCGAACUUGUGAUCAAAGAUGCAAAGGCUGAAUUGGAGAAAAGAGAGGAGAAGUUUGAUAUCAUAGUAGGAGAUUUAGCAGACCCAGUGGAAGGUGGGCCUUGUUAUCAGCUCUACACCAAAUCUUUCUACCAAAACAUCCUCAAACCUAAGCUUAACCCCAAUGGCAUCUUUGUGACUCAGGCUGGUCCAGCAGGAAUAUUCACUCAUAAGGAGGUCUUCACAUCAAUCUACAACACCUUGAAGCACGUUUUCAAGUACGUGAAGGCAUACACAGCACAUGUGCCAUCAUUUGCGGACACAUGGGGAUGGGUGAUGGCAUCGGACCAAGAGUUUGAGAUUGAAGUUAACGAGAUGGAUCGUAGAAUCGACGAGAGAGUCAAAGGAGAGUUGAUGUAUUUGAAUGCUCCUUCUUUCCUCUCCGCUGCUACUCUCAACAAGACCAUCUCUCUUGCGCUGGAGAAGGAGACAGAAGUUUAUAGUGAAGAGAACGCAAGAUUCAUUCAUGGUCAUGGCGUGGCGUACCGGCAUACUUGA
Molecule: messenger RNA, 1020 nt
Organism: Microthlaspi erraticum
Lineage: Eukaryota; Viridiplantae; Streptophyta; Magnoliopsida; Brassicales; Brassicaceae
Source: the annotation of a GenBank genome assembly